Messenger RNA from Solea solea (common sole), 4416 nucleotides. RefSeq names its product aquaporin AQPAe.a. Gene Ontology annotation, cellular component: plasma membrane. The transcript has 6 exons. The record is from RefSeq and is a predicted model, not a curated record. Gene Ontology annotation, molecular function: water channel activity. The coding region runs from base 122 to 952 and encodes 276 amino acids. Gene Ontology annotation, biological process: transmembrane transport. NCBI's taxonomy places the organism in Eukaryota, Metazoa, Chordata, Actinopteri, Pleuronectiformes, Soleidae.
ACAAGUUAAUGAGGGAUGUAGCAGAGACCCUGAAGCCCUCAGACCCCGACAGCUGCACACAGGAAGACGACUGCCAGACGGAGAUACAGACAGAAAAAGAUAUUUACGCACUGAGACUGAGAUGACGUGGCGUGAGUUACGGAGUCGGCAGUUCUGGCGAGCCGUGCUGGCAGAGCUGCUCGGCACCCUGGUGUUAGUGAGUACCGUGCUGGGUUCCUCUAUGCCAGGCCCUGGAGGGGCCCCCGUGGGAACCAUGUACCCAGCUGUGGCCGUGGGGGUGGUGAUUGUUGCACUGGGACACUGUUUUGGAGAAAUAAGUGGAGCACAGGUGAACCCCACAGUGACUCUGUCUCUGUUGGCCACUCGGAAGGUGGAUCUCCUCAAGGCCCUUUUUUACGUCGCUGUGCAGUGUUUAGGUUCCUCUUUAGCAGCCGGGGCUCUUUACCUGGCCCUGCCGCUGAAAACUACUGCAGACCACUUUGUCAACAGGGUGCCCAUAGAGUCGAAUGCAGCCCAGGCUCUGGGCAUCGAGGUUCUGUGCGCUUUCCAGAUGGUGUUCACCAUAUUCUCAGUGGAAGACCAACGACGAAGGGAGUGCACAGAGCCAGGAAACUUAGCCAUCGGAUUAGCUCACACUGCUUCAGUGUUAUUAGGGGGCCGCUUCUCUGGCGCGUGUAUGAAUCCUGCACGUGCUCUGGGUCCUGCCAUCAUCACUGGAUUUUGGGAAAACCACUGGGUCUUUUGGAUUGGACCCGUGCUUGGUGGUGUCCUGGCCGGAGUGUCCCACGAGUUCUUCUUCGCACGCAGCGCCUCUCGCCAGAAGCUGGUGGCGUGUCUGACCUGCAAGGACAUCGAGAUCGUGGAGACGGCCAGUAUGACGGGAUCGUCGCUGUCCACGGUCACGCAGAACGCCAUGAGAGCCAAACAGGCCAACAAACAAGACAACAACUAGAGGACACAAACAUAGAAUCACACACACCCUCUCUGUGAUUUUGUGAGUCUGCAUAGUGAACAGUUAAAGCUGCUGUCAGUGAUUUUGACACAAAGGACCAUCUCUGUGUGUGGUGGGAUAGUGGAAACUCUACAUUUAAGGCCUUUGCACACCGGACAUGGUUUUUUUCAUGCAAAUUAUUUUAUAUUAAAAAACUAUAAAACAAUUACAAGAAGUUCGCUCAAACUCAGCAGUAGCAGCUGAGUUUGUGUGUGUGAAGCCUGCUCUUAUACCUUUCUUCACAUCCUGCUUGAUGUGCAUGUAAGUUACGACACGUGCCCGGUGUGCAAAGACUUUUACUGCUCGAGCCUGAGCCUGAGGCCUUAUCCACACGGAAACAGAACUUUCCCCAAUACAAUCUUUGUCUUUUUUGCUCUAAAAUGAAUUAUUUUAACACCUGAAACCCCAAAAAUCAUCACUGUAGUGCAUAUGCCAGGCCUGUAUGUGGCGCUCUAUGCCUGCCACAGAUGUACACCAACGAUUUGGAAGAGCAUAAAUCUAGCGGUCUGUGCACAAACUCCAAACACAAGAAGAAGACAUUGAUGAAGAUGGUGACAGCAAAUGCAAGAGCAGGAGAUGCUAUAGCCUCAAAGUUGUAUGGUAAAAAAAAUAAUAAUAGAAGUAGUGUUUUAGGGCUCGGAAAAUUCUGGUUCUGUGUGGAUAAAAAUAUGAUAGAAAACCUUUCUUGUGUCCAGGCCUUGAGAGUGUGUUUGUUACUGAGCUGUCAGAAUAUAGAGCUAUACAUAACAUUCUACAUCAAUGACAGCAGCUUUAACACCAUGCAUCAUACAUCUCACACAUAUGAUCAAUAAUAUGUUUUCUUCCAAUUAAGGGGGUACGAUUUUUUUUUUUAAAGGGACAGUUCUGUCAGUUCUGUUCUGUUUGUUUUAAAGUGAGUUAAUCACGCAUGGUCAAUGUGUUACAUACUGUAGACUGCACUUCCUGUUUGGAGAGGAAGAUGAAACCCAAUUUACGCACUGAUUUAACGUGAACAGGGACAAGAGAGGUUAUAGAAAGCCCAGCUGGAAAUAUCAGUCGUUUCCUUAUUGUUUUUAGAUUUUAUUCAGACGAGACUGUCAGACAGACUGUAUUUCCCUCACAACACGUUCCCAGCACAGCUAAUACCAGCUCACUGACUUUAAAACUUAAAAAAAAAAAAACACAACAGAACUCUGUAAAAUCUAUUUUUAUUGAAUAUCAAACCAUUCUUAUGUCCCAGGCUGAUGCAUCAUUCGGUUUUGGAAAAAUAAAUGUAACUUAAUGUAAGUACAGGCAUAGGAAUAUCAAGUGACGGGGAUUAUCAGCUGACACUGCAGCUGCCCUCAUAGAGAGUAUUAGAUCACUGCUAAUUUUCAGUCCAUUGAAACUCCAGCAAAAACAUCCUUGAGAUGAAUAAUUUCCCUGCACAUGUGGAGAGAAAUCAGUGUGGAGGCUGCAUUUUGAGUUGGCUGAAUGAGACCUUUGAGGUCUCAGUGGUCUGUCAUUAGGAGCAGCCAAUAUUGUGAGACUCCGCAUUGUUACUUUAAUAUUUGCACGUCAUUAGAAUACAUUAGGGAGGACUCCUUUAAAAUCCCGCUGGAAAAAACCGCCCUCGUGUUCACCAUUUUCUGUCUGUGAAUGCUUUGAAAUGCUAAACAGGUUUUUCAAUGAUGUCUCUCUCAUCAUGUUAGUGUCCGUCUCUUCUGUGAGGGCUUCGGUUCACUAACAAUAGAGCUUCAUACCUCUGUAAUGGCUCUACACCCUUACUGGGAAUGAGCUUUGUAAUUCAAAAUGGACUAAAUGAGUGUGCGUGUGUCACAGACAAUACUUGUUUUCAUGAAACCUUUAUUUGUGCGUCUUUUUGAAAAUGUGUUUUUAAAGGACGAGGUCACUCAUUCACUCGCUAAAAACAAAGCACCCAUUAAUGUAUUGUGCUAUUUAGCGAUGCUGUUACGGUAAAUCUAUUAUCUUGCCUCCGUCAGUGCAUCAACACUUUGAGGUGUUGCUUGUAAAGUGACUCAAGCUGAAAAUAACAUCAACAUUUAGCUUCAAACUGUGUUUAAAACUUGUUUUUCACCUUAACUUUUUCCACAUUCAGACCAAUAUUUUUUAACUUAUACAUAUAUUAAAUAGUUAAAUCUAAAUAUUAAACGUUACACCUAAAUGUUAAGUAUUACAUCUAAAUAUUAAAUUUAAACCUAAAUGUUAAACCUUAAAUGUUAAAUCUAAAUGCUAAAUAUAAAUGUUAAAUAUAAAUAUAAUUCUUAAAUAUAAAUGUUCCGGGUGAAAAUAUUUAGCUAAUAUGCAAAUUCACACGGUUGGUAACCAGAAGUACAAAAAUAAAAUCAGAUGGUUGAGACUGUGUUCAUAGACUGUAAUAUUUAAUAUUUAUGAACUAUUUUAUGUAAAAGUUAACAAAUAUUAGUCUCAAUGUGGUGAAUGUUAAAAAAAUUCACCACAUAGUUUGAAGCUAAAUGUAACAAAAUGUUAAUGUUAUUUUCAGCUUGAGUCACUUUACAAACGGCACCUCAUAUAAUCCACCCUCAACGCACAUAGAGUCCUAAUAUAGUAUAAAAUGUGUUGUUUUUUUGUUUAUUUUUGUGAUUUGAGUUGGUUGAACCGACUUUUGACAAUAAACAUUUAAAGGGAUAGUUCCGUUUCUUUUUAAAUGUGGUUGUAUGAGGUACUUACCAACUGUGUGAAGAACUAUCAUGUCGUCUACAUUCUCAGGGAAGAAACUGAUGUUAGUCACUGAACAAAACACUCACCAAACAAAAUCUAUACAUUCUUAGUUCUGUGCUACUUCGAGAAUCUUGCUGUUAGAUAUAGAAAAUGACAUUUGUGUUUCUUGGUAAACCACUCCCUUCCUGCACCAAACUCCAUAGAAAAAGUCAGUGAUUUUACAGCAUUAGAAACACAUGAGUUGUUCAUCCGCUGCUGCCUCCAUCAGUAAAUUCAAAUGUGUUAUUUUGUCAGUUUGAUGUCGGAAUCCUUUGUUCGGAUGAACAAAAGUGACCCAAGUGACACAAAUUUGCCAAACAAGGCAGCAGUAGACCAGCACCUAUAUGUGCCAACAAGCUAAAAAUGUUAACUUUCUCUAUGGGAUUUUGUGCAGGAGGAGUGAGUGGAGACAAGAACAUCACAAACUUAUAAUAAAGGUAAUUUGAUGGUGAGAUAGAGCAAUGCACAUAUUCUUAAGAUGGUGAAGACAUGAGGAGGCAUCAGUUUUUUUUAUGUGCCAUAGAAUAAACUUGCUUGGUUUGCACAAAGCAGACACACACACACACACACACACACAGUGUCAACCACAUUUCGAAAAUCCUGAACUACAACUUAAACAGAGGGUUAAAAACUAUUACGUUUUAAGAAACCUUACAAAAAAAAUAAACGUUGUGUAUUUAUGUUAAUAUUGAAGGUAAAACUUCGAUUGAUCAGCUCAACGACAA